AUGCCUCCUUUCGGACGUGGUGCUCCUCGCGGUGGUGCCGGCGGCCGAGGUGGUCGCGGAGGAUUUGGUGACCGCGGCGGUCGCGGCGGUGCCCGUGGAGGUCGCGGAGGCUUCGGUGACCGUGGAGGUCGCGGUGGCUUUGGUGGUGGCCGUGGUCGUGGCGUUGGCAAGCCCAUGGGCGGCCGUGGAGGAGGUCGCGGCGGCGCUCGCGGUGGCCGCGGCGGCGGUGCUGGCCAGAGGGGCGGUGCCAAGGUCAUUGUCGAGCCUCACCGUCACCCUGGUGUCUUUGUUGUCCGCGGCGGCAAGGAAGAUGGUAUCGCGACCCGCAACAUCACCCCUGGCGAGUCGGUGUACGGCGAGAAGCGCGUGUCCGUCGACGAGGUUCAGACCAACGAGGAUGGCAGCCAAACGACCACAAAGGUCGAGUACCGCACCUGGAACCCCUUCCGUAGCAAGCUCUGCGCUGCGAUUGCUGGUGGUGCCGACGACAUCUACAUGAAGCCUGGCUCGCGCGUGCUGUACCUCGGUGGUGCCUCUGGUACCUCCGUGUCCCACGUAGCCGAUCUUGUCGGCCCUACUGGGUUCGUCUACGCCGUCGAGUUCUCCUCGCGCUCCGGGCGUGAUCUCGUCAGCAUGGCCUCGAAGCGCACCAACGUCGUCCCCAUCGUCGAGGACGCCCGUCAGCCCGCCCGCUACCGCAUGGUGGUGCCCAUGGUUGAUGUCAUCUUUGCCGAUGUGGCCCAGCCUGACCAAGCCCGUAUCGUUGCUAUGAACGCCAACUGGUUCCUCAAGGCCGGCGGUGGCGUGCUGAUCUCCAUCAAGGCCAACUGUAUCGACUCGACGGCGCCUGCUGCCGAGGUCUUUGCCGCCGAGGUCCAGAAGAUGCGCGCAGACGGCAUCAAGCCCAAGUUCCAGCUUACUCUGGAACCUUUUGAGCGUGAUCACUGUCUUGUCGCUGGCAUCUUCAACCGCACACAAAAGUCGGCUUAG
Molecule: messenger RNA, 990 nt
Organism: Emericellopsis cladophorae
Lineage: Eukaryota; Fungi; Ascomycota; Sordariomycetes; Hypocreales; Bionectriaceae
Product: rRNA 2'-O-methyltransferase fibrillarin
Exons: 3
Coding region: 1-990 (329 amino acids)
Biological process (GO): box C/D sno(s)RNA 3'-end processing; rRNA methylation
Cellular component (GO): small-subunit processome; nucleolus; box C/D methylation guide snoRNP complex
Molecular function (GO): histone H2AQ104 methyltransferase activity; RNA binding; rRNA methyltransferase activity
Source: RefSeq, a predicted model, not a curated record